AUGGCACAGCCUGUGGCGAUCUGCUAUGACAUGGAUGCUCUGAAGGAGACUCUCUGUGCCCUCAAGGUCGCGUUCCCCGGCAACUUCACUCACUGCAUAGCGAUCAAGAGCAACCCGCUUCCUUUCUUCUUGAAGUUCGCCGUGAGGAUGGGCUGCGGACUGGAGGCUGCGUCGUACGCCGAGGCGCUGCUGGCCUUGAGGACUGGCUGCCCUCCGGACAAGAUUAUGUUUGACUCCCCAGCUAAGACCCGAGCUGACAUUCGGUUUGCGCUCGAGUACAACAUCCAGAUCAAUGCCGACAACUUCUUUGAGCUUGAUCGCAUCGCGGAGGAACGGAAGAAACUGGAGCUGCCACAGGACUCGGGGUUCCUGUCGUCGUCGGUGAUCGGGCUGCGGAUCAAUCCGCUGGUGGGAGAGGGGAAAAUCAAGUCCCUGUCGGUCUCGGACGAGAGCUCCAAGUUCGGCAUCGCACUCACCGCAGACGCCAAGACGGUGAUCCUCGAGUACUUCCGCCGGUUUUCCUGGCUCUCCGCUCUGCACUGCCAUGUCGGGUCGCAGGGCUGCACGCUGUCCCAGCACGCGCAAGGAGCGAAGAAGCUGUUCGAGCUGUGUGAAGAGAUCAACAGGGAGGUGGGCAGCACACGAAUCAGGCGCAUGGACAUCGGAGGGGGGCUGCCGGUGAACUUCGAGUCGGAGGAGAUCUCUCCGACCUUCGACGUCUACGCUAAGACCCUCAAGGAGGAGGUUCCCGCCCUCUUCCGCGGCGACCUCACCGUCAUCACCGAGUACGGGCGGUCAGUCAGCGCCAAGGCUGCGUGGGCUGCAUGCUCCAUCGAGUACAUCAAGACUAUCUCUGCGGACUACGAGAUCGCCGUCAUCCAGGCAGGAGCUGACCUGUUCCUACGCACCUGCUACGUCCCGUCCAACUUCUCCCUCCGCGUCACAGGGCAUCACAGACACUCGGGGAAGGAGCUGCAGCCGCACGCCGAGAACGUCAAGGCCGGCAGCGAAGUCGCUCGCCGGGUGAAGCGAUACGACGUGGCGGGCCCGCUGUGCUUCGGAGGAGACAAGAUCACCGUAAACCGCUCGAUGCCGCAGCUCCUCGUCGGCGACUUCGUCGUGGUGCACGACGUCGGAGCCAACACGCUCUCCAUGUUCUCUCGCCAUUGCAGCAGGCAAGCGCCUCCUGUCUAUGGUUACCGCAGGCGUCAGGAGGGCGAUGGGGUCGAGGUUGUUCUGAUAAAGGAGAUGGAGCCUGUCGAAGACGUCCUCAGGUUCUGGUCUUGUCCCUUGUAA
Molecule: messenger RNA, 1296 nt
Organism: Guillardia theta CCMP2712
Lineage: Eukaryota; Cryptophyceae; Pyrenomonadales; Geminigeraceae
Exons: 4
Coding region: 1-1296 (431 amino acids)
Biological process (GO): polyamine biosynthetic process
Molecular function (GO): diaminopimelate decarboxylase activity
Source: RefSeq, a predicted model, not a curated record